AUGAAUGCAAAUGAUAAAGAUUUCAUUGCUUUAUUCUGCCGAGUUAUACUAUUCUACAUUUUUUCAUCUAAUUCCUGCUACGCAAUUUAUAACAUAACUUCAUCUCAUGCAUUAUCCCAGGGCCAAACUCUGGUCUCCUCCAACCAAAUUUUCGAGCUAGGCUUCUUUAGUCCCAAUAGCUCUGCAAAUACGUACGUGGGAAUCUGGUAUAAGAAAUUCUCACCCUUUACAGUUGUGUGGGUGGCAAACAGAGACAACCCCGUUACAGUUGCAGACUCUCCAUCAAGUCUAACGAUUGGUAGCAAUGGAAAUCUAGAGCUCUUGGAUAGAAACCGCAACUCUGUUUGGUCUACCAAUGUCAAAAUCCGAUCCAAUAAUAGCUCAGUGGCAAUUCUUUCUGAUUACGGAAGUUUAAUACUCAAAGAUGAUACACAGAGCUUAUGGAAGAGCUUUGAGCAUCCUGGGGACACAUUCUUACCAGGAGCAGAGUUGGGUCGUAAUGUCAAAACUGGGGAGAGUUUUGUGUUGACUUCGUGGAAUAGCAAUAGUGACCCUUCAGUUGGAGAUUUCACUUUUGGAGUUUCCAAAACGAAACCACCAGAAGUUGCCAUUUGGAUAAACGAAUCGAAGGUACUAUGGAGAAGUGGACCAUGGGCUAAAACUAAGUUCACGGGUAUACCAGAUAUGGAUACAAGUUAUGGAAGUCUUUUCAAUAUCGUAGAAGAUGCAGAAGAAGGAACGAUACGUCUCCAAUAUAAUUGGGACUACAACAACUCCGAUAUGAUAGUGGGAAAUUUAUUCAUCACAUCUACAGGUGUUCUAACCCUUGAGUAUAAAAAAAUACACGAAGGCGGCGAUUGGAAUACGGACUGGGUGGCACCAGCAACUUGGUGCGAUAUCUAUGGAACUUGUGGGCCUUUCGGGGUAUGCAACGACUCGGAGUCUCCCAUUUAUAAGUGUUUGAAAGGUUUUGAACCAAAAUCAUUUGAAGAGUGGAGCAAAGGAAAUUGGACUGGAGGGUGCCUGAGACGGAACCAAUUAAGUUGUGACAAAAACACCACUGGUUUAGCCUCACAGAGAGGUAAAAACCAUGGAUUUUGGAAGAUAGAUAAUGUGAAACUUCCCGAUUUAUAUGAAUAUGAGAUCGACUAUUCUGACAAGGAGAGCUGUCAAAAAUGGUGCCUGAAUAAUUGCUCUUGCAUAGCUUAUGCAUAUGUAGAAGGAAUAGGGUGUUUAGUCUGGUACAAAGGCCUGAUUGACAUUAGUCCCUAUGAUGCAGAAGACCUUUUCCUUCGCCUUGCUGACGCAGAAAUAGGUGAGAGAGAACAUGCCUUGGAAAAUGUAGGAGAUAUAUCAACCUGUAUAGAUUAG
Molecule: messenger RNA, 1371 nt
Organism: Humulus lupulus (European hop)
Lineage: Eukaryota; Viridiplantae; Streptophyta; Magnoliopsida; Rosales; Cannabaceae
Product: G-type lectin S-receptor-like serine/threonine-protein kinase At1g61480
Exons: 1
Coding region: 1-1371 (456 amino acids)
Biological process (GO): recognition of pollen
Source: RefSeq, a predicted model, not a curated record